AUGACGAUAUUUUUGUUUCUUUUAUUUGUUGUAAUAACGUCUCCAGUGAACGGAGCGUUUUGGUCUCGUUCUGAAACUCAUUCUCAACAUGUGGCUGUAAAAGAAGGCCACCGUGUUGUUAUUAAGUUUGGAGAAGAAAUUAAUGGGGAAACGAAAGUGUUCAUUUCAGAACACGAGAGUUCAGGGACUGGCGAAGCUGGUGGGUUAUUCGUCAGUCCCAAAAAACUCUUCAACACUUGCAAGCGUAAACUUGCAAGUGUAUUUAAGACGACAGACAACGUCUUUUUGGGUAAAACCCAUGAGUCCGAGAACUCAGAAGAUGAUGCAAAAGAAGUUACCAGUGAGGCGGUACCGGAAAAAAAUCUGUUUAAGAAAAUAAUGGAGAAAGUUAAAUUCAUUGCAGAUAAGGGGAUGGAUGGCGUUUUUUGGGCUCCUAAAUACGUUAUCGGACAAACUUUAGGGUUGUUUGGAGAAAGCGCAAAAGGAUCCCUUAAAGAUUCGGUAGUGAAAAUGGAUGAGUGGGAUCUUGUCGAUUCUCCAAAACGAAUCGGCGAAGAUAUCGAACGGAACGCUACGAGGAAAAUCGUGGAAGGAGUCGAACAAGUGGAAGAGACACUAGAGACUGUGAAGGAAAGUAGUGUAAAUGAUCUUAUAACAAAAUCUAAAGAGGUGCUACCUGACGUUAUGUUCAAAACUACACUAGAGAAAAUAAAAUCCGUUAUAAGUUGGUGUCACUUAUUCGGUUUUUCGAUUGCUUAUGGUAUGGGGAUAUGGAUGACGUUUUCUUCGAAGUGUUUAUUGAGCAAAUGCUUGCCUAAACAACAGUUUGGAAUGGUGUUGAACAAGAUAAAUAUGGUUUAUUUCAAGGCAAUGGCUUAUUGUGUAGGUGCGGCUCUUUUGGGGUACCUUGUGAGUCAUGGAAGAAAAGGGGUUUUCUUUAAUAGGAUGGAGAUCUUUCAAGGAUUUAAUCUUGUUUGUGCACUUAUCAUGAUUUUGAUCAAUCUCUUAUUGUUGGAGCCUCGAGCAACAAAGUUGAUAGUUGAACGAAUGAAGAUACCAAUGAAGGAAAAGAAGCAGAUGAAAACUAUAAUGAAGCAGCUACGGAGGCUAAAUGCUUACUCAUCGACACUGAAUGUAUCAACGAUGGUGGUGUUGACAUGGCAUCUAGCGUACAUGGGCCAACUGCUUCGAGCAAGACACUAA
Molecule: messenger RNA, 1203 nt
Organism: Erigeron canadensis
Lineage: Eukaryota; Viridiplantae; Streptophyta; Magnoliopsida; Asterales; Asteraceae
Exons: 2
Coding region: 1-1203 (400 amino acids)
Source: RefSeq, a predicted model, not a curated record